Helicoverpa armigera (cotton bollworm) is the source of this 4525-nucleotide messenger RNA. Its product is annotated as putative divalent cation/proton antiporter TMEM165. Gene Ontology annotation, molecular function: manganese ion transmembrane transporter activity; calcium ion transmembrane transporter activity. The record is from RefSeq and is a predicted model, not a curated record. Gene Ontology annotation, biological process: Golgi calcium ion transport; manganese ion transmembrane transport; calcium ion transmembrane transport. Bases 209 to 1033 code for a protein of 274 amino acids. NCBI's taxonomy places the organism in Eukaryota, Metazoa, Arthropoda, Insecta, Lepidoptera, Noctuidae. The transcript has 5 exons. Gene Ontology annotation, cellular component: Golgi apparatus.
GAUAACAGUCAAUGUCAGUCAAGUGAAAUGUCUGUCAGUUUGGUCAGGGUUAUUUCGAUUUUAGUUCACGAAAAUGUUGAAUCUAAUAUAGAAAACUUGUAUUGAAAUACUAUCUAUUGGGACCGCUAUGAAAUAAAGAUAAAAGCUUGAUAUUUUUAUUGUCGAAUUUGCGUGUUCCCUUCGCGUAAGAAAGAAUAAAAUAUACAAGAUGCUGAAGAAGCGCACUGUCUGCCUGGCGGUGGCAGUGUUCCUGGGGACGGUGGCUGUCUCCGUGGCACAAGGCCAUGUCCCCGUGCCGCCAUCUCCAGACCCUUCCACGCCUUCUACUACACCGCGGGCUGCAAUCCAGGGCAGUUUCCUACAAGGGUUCCUCGCGUCUCUCUCCGUGGUCAUAGUUUCGGAGUUGGGCGACAAAACAUUCUUCAUAGCAGCAAUCAUGGCGAUGAAACACCCUAGAAUCAUAGUCUUCGCUGGUGCCAUAUCAGCACUGGUCUUCAUGACCAUAUUAUCAGCAGCUUUCGGAUGGAUAGCAACCGUUAUACCUCGAGUUUACACACACUACGCCAGUGCGGUGCUUUUUGCUAUAUUUGGUAUUAAAAUGUUAAGGGACGGGUGGAAGAUGAACCCUAAUGAAGGUCAAGAGGAAUUAGAAGAAGUACAGAGUGAAUUGAAAAGAAGAGAAGAUCAGGAAGAAAAAGAAGAAACGUUAGACAUGUUAGAACAAGGACAAGUGGAAAACAGAAGACGGAAAAGAAACGCCGUCCUCAAAGUUCUUCUCCAAGCGGCGACGCUAACCUUCCUCGCAGAAUGGGGGGAUCGGUCGCAGUUAGCGACCGUGGUACUCGCGACCAGGGAAAACGCGUUCGGCGUGGUCGUCGGCGGGUCGCUAGGACAUGCCCUUUGUACGGGGCUGGCUGUGAUAGGCGGUAGGAUGGUCGCUGCCAAGAUUUCUGUUAGGACUGUUACCAUAAUCGGUGGGAUUGUGUUCCUGUUUUUCGCAGUAAGCGCGCUCGUCAUCGGGCCCGGUGAUUAGAUCUCUAGUUUUAUACCUAUGUGUAAGUGACAAUAUGUACUGUACAUUGUUAUUUUAGCUGAGACAAUCUCACUUGUUUAUAUAUAUGUAUAUUAUAUGUUUGAUUGUAGAUAAACAGUUGGAUAAUUUGUUGGAACAAUACUAGCUUGAAUGUUAUCCGAGUAACCGAGACGCAUGUGAAAUAAAAAUGUAUUUUUUUUGCAAGGCUCAAACUCUACCAAAACGGAGAUACAACGAUUUUAAACUACCAAUAGCAUUUCGCUGCUUAGAAUUACCAGUGAGUGGGCGAAGACAAGACGAAAUUAAAUUCUAUCAAUUGUUUGAAAAAGUUUUCCAUUGUACCUCCUCCAUUUUGGUAAAGGCUGGGCUUAGGGGUCAUUAGAAAAUAAUCUGACUAUAAAGUGCCCUUCCAAGAGUUUACUUUUAUCAUAAAAAUCUUUGUACAGACGGCAGCAGGACCAACCCGAAUCUGUCAAAUUUUACCAAUCGAACAUUAACCUUCCCCUAUUGUGAUAAGGCUGAAAAUCUAUAGAAGAAAUUUGACAGAUUCACGCAAGUUGAUGUGCUGUCGUCAGUACAUUAUAUUGACUGGUACUUGAUAUAUGACAGUAGGUAUUUAUGCUUUCCAAAAACAAAGUCGACAUAAAGAUAAUUCGUACGUGUGAAAACGUUCGAAGAUAAACCGAGUGUGGUAUCGAUAGGCUGUUAAGAUAGUGUUGUUCUGCGGAUUUUAAUCGAUAUUGUUAUGUCGUCUCCAAUUGUGCUGAAUACCUAUAAUAGUGUAAUGAAAGCUUCUCGUCUUGUACCUACUCUUGGCCAAACAAAAUAUUUUUGACAAAAAAAAAUACAUACACUGAAUUAUACAGAUAUUUUCGGGACCAUGCUAUAUUUUCCUUGACGACACUCGUAAUUUUCUUUGACUGUGACUAGAAAUGUCAACAGAUUAAUAAUUAUUACUCACUUUUCUAUUGUUUGAUUCUUAUGAAAUUCUUGACGAAGCAUGUCAUAUUAUGAAGUGGUCGUAAUUCUUAACCUUCCCUUUACUUACAUAGUAAUGCACUUAUCAAUGUCACUAUCAUAAACAUAAUCUAUUUGAGUGUACAUCAGGUUUAAUUCACAACACGAGCUAGCAUUAUCGUUCAAAUAGACGUUUUGCCGCGGUUUCACUCGCUUCCCGUGGGAUCUACUGCCCGUACCGGGAUAAAAUAUAGCCUAUGUUACUCGGAAAGAGUGUAGCUUUCCAACAGUGGAAGAAUUUUUCAAAUCCGUUCAGUAGUUUCGGAGCCUUACGGUACAAAAACAAACAUUUUCCUUCUUAUUAUAUUAGUAAAGGUAUGUACGUACUUUUGGAGAUGACAUACAAUAUUCCACAAAGAAAUUGAAUACAAUCAUACUUUUCAUAUAAACAACGUAAUAUGUGAUACAUUGCUUUGUUUGAAACUCUUUGUUUCAACGAAUUACUCAGAAAUGAGCAAUGUAGACAAAUGCGAUGUUUUUUUUUAAACUGUCUUGUAUAUUUUGUGUAAAUUUUGAAUUGUGAAGAGAAUUAUGCGUUAGGUGAGGAAUUUAAUAAUCGAAUUUCGAAAUGAGAUUUAUCGGCCUGCAAACGUUAUUAUAAUUAACAGGAAAAUUAAGUAUAGGUAACCGAAAAAAGGUUUUAAAUGAAUCGGCAUAGAGUGCUUCCAUCUAUAGGCUAUCGUAUUUUUGAGAAGGAUUUGAAGAAAAUAUAAGUAAAAUCAGGUUGGAUAUAACUCGUUAAGUUUUAUUUGUGUAUGGAUAGGAAUCUGAAUUUGAAGAGACAAGAUGUACUAAUAAACAAAUAAGUUCGGUUCGUUCCAAGUAGUUAAUUUUAACAAUUUACAAACAAUUAACAAUUGUUAACAAUUUUAGAAGAACAAAAAAAUUAAGGCGCUCAUGACGCGGACGAACCUGCCUACAUUACGAAAAAUAAAAAAAUUGCCAAACUUUUUUUGUUGUAUCCUAGUAUGAUUGUUCUAGAUGAAAUUAUAUAAAUUACCUAGCUUAACAUAAAUAUAUAUUAUGAUAUUAUUAUAAACGCUUCUAAAUAACGCCAGGUGCGUCAAAAUAUAAUCAUUUGACUUAUAUUUUUAUACUUCUUGUCUGUGAUCUUGUAUGUAUGGUGAAUUAUUUUUAACUAUUAACUACACAGUACAAUGUAAAACGAUUAAAAUUAAAAUAGUUUGCAUUUAAAAAGCUUUAUUUAUGUAUCAAAAAGUAAUUUGAACAUUCUUUCCGUUUCCCUCCAUUUUGUUUUGGCGGUUAAUUCAAAAUUAGAGAAGUUGUGCUAUCCUACGCAUUUAGAGUAGAAAUUAAAAAUACUUUUAGUUGUCAUCUGAGUUUGUAUUUUAUAAGCUAAAUAACACAUGUCAUAAGUGUUGCUAUUGUAGAAAAUAAUAUUGAUCUUUGUUUGUGUCAGCCAUUUUGCCUUAUGUAAUUUAUAAAUAAUUCAAUGAUGUAAUGUAAUAAUAUGAUCAUGUGGUGUAAAUCAAAAUGAAAUGCGGUAAUGACGUUAAAUAGAAUAUUAAUGUGUUAAUUUUGUUACGAAUGCUAAAAUAAAAUAUACUGAUACGAAACGAAAUGUCGGACAUUGUGUCAAUUUUACAUGGAUUCGAAAUAGGAAAUAAAACAAUAGAUUUAAAUUAACUUAGUGGAAUAAUAAAAAAACAUGUUAACGCGUAGAUUAAGCGGGUUGUGUACGUAUUAUAUUCGAAUUUCUAGCGUUCAUAAUCUUUACGGGAAGUGACUGUCAUUUUAUCAUGGUUUAAAAAUACCAGCUUUAGUGCUAGGUUUAGACUAUUAACUUUUGUUCAGGAUAGUGGUUUAAACCCAGCACUUUUAAAGACCAAUAAAAAUCUGGGCUAUGUAGUUCGAAUAUAGUACAGAUAACUAAUACCCGUGAUAUGGCUUUACUUGUUGAAACUAGACUGUAAGGAGUUUAAUCUUUGCAAAGUCAGGUGUUGUGUGUUUUUUAUCGAAUUUUGUAUGACACGACGAUGAAUAUAUUCCAACGUGAAGUUACUGCGCAAAAAUAUUUAGGAAUGAUCUAGAUUAUUCUAGAUGCAAUAAAUAGAUAACUAGGCAAACAAGAACAAUCACUGUGUAAGUACUGAUGCCCUGAAGUAUUGCGUUUUGUUAUUGCUAAAUACAAAGUAACAACGUUAGGUAUGAAGCGUUAAAUAAAUACUUUAUGGUAUCAGCACUAUUCAUGAAUUAAAAACUAUUUUUACUAUGACCUAAUUUUAACAUGUUAAAAAACCUGUUAAAAUUAAACCUAACCACAUUCAGAUUUGCUUAAUAAAUAUGCAUUUAAACAACUCUGAGUGGGUUAAAAGUAAUGUAAUAUAAUGUUGAAGAUAUAAUUUUAUAAGUACAAAAAUGUCAACUGGAAAUCACAUAGAUGUUGCUUGGAAAUUGUUGAUUAAAAAAAGUAUUAUUUUGUAAAAACGAUAAAUAAAAUGUGUAAAUAAUGUA